GAUUAUAAAUAAAUUUAUUUGGGAUACAAACUGCACAAAACAAGACCGUCAAAGACGAUAUAAGCUUUUUCGAAAUAAAGUAAACAAAUUUCAUAUUUCAUUGAAGGUGUUAAAUAAUUAAGCCUAGCUUGUUUCAAUUUUAAAAUUUGUCAUGAAUCCUGACCGUUUUUUGCCUGGUAAUUUACCACAUGGUAUCCAGAAAAUGGAAAAUCCCUUAAGUAUUUCCUGGCACGAUAGCUCUUGGAUUCCAGUCCUUAAUACUGCAAAUGUUAUGGAAUAUUUUUCAGAGAGAACAAAUCCCUUCUACGAUCGUACCUGUAACAAUGAGAACUUAAAAAUGCAAAGGCUAGGGCCGGAGCAUUUAGGAAAUAUGAUUGGAUUGGAAUAUUGUUUACUACAUGUACAAGAACCAAUUUUAUAUGUCAUUAGGAAGCAACAUCGGCAUUCUCCGAAUCAAGUUACACCCAUUUCUGACUAUUAUAUAUUAGCCGGAGUUGUAUAUCAGGCACCAGAUUUAGCUUCUGUUAUUGGAUCACGAAUGCUGACAAUGGUUCAUCAUCUGCAGUCAGCAUUUGAUGAAGCUUCCUCAUAUUCUCAAUAUCACCCAUCAAAAGGGUACUGGUGGGAGUUCAAGGAUAAUGAAAAGACAGAAAAGACAAAAGUAAAAGAAGAAACCGGUUCAGCCUUCCAACGCCGCAGAGUAGAUGUACUUCUCAUGGAACUAGCUAAAAAGUUUCCGCCUAAAAUGACCUCUCCACCACAAUUAGAAAAACAAACUACUGAAGAAACAGCUGCAGCCGCUGCCAAGACAGACGUAAAAGUUGAAAUCAAGACUGAAAAAGUUGAUACACCUCCACCAGCUUCAACUACUGCAACUAGCGCUACAAACACUACAACUACUGUUACAAAUACUGCAACUACUGUGGUUGUUAAAACAGAACCAUCCUCAACAACGGUAACUCCUGCAACUGUUCCACCUCUCCCUCCACCACCUCCCCCUGCACCAGUUGCCACAAUAGCACCUCCACCUUCUGCUGUACAGAGAACAGCUAUGAAACCACCUCCUGAUAAAAAACCACGAUUAGCUUAAAAACACCAUAGCUGGAGGUCACUUAAUAAUUGAUUUAAAUUUCUCUACUGACUAUCAUCAUCAGUGCAUCUACAUAGAACAAAUAACUGCAGGAUCAAUAGAGUUGCAACUAGAAUAGAGGAGGUGAGAUAGCGAAAAGUUAAGUAAUUCUAUAUGCUAAAAAAAAUUAACCCUUUACAUAUCUGCCAUUCUCACCUAAUCUCUUUCUAUGCAUUACCUUACAAUAUAAAAGAGAAGCUUUCAGUUUUCACAAUUUUUUAAAUACUUAGAA
This is a messenger RNA of Parasteatoda tepidariorum (common house spider), 1361 nucleotides long. Its product is annotated as mediator of RNA polymerase II transcription subunit 6. NCBI's taxonomy places the organism in Eukaryota, Metazoa, Arthropoda, Arachnida, Araneae, Theridiidae. Gene Ontology annotation, cellular component: mediator complex. Gene Ontology annotation, molecular function: transcription coregulator activity. Gene Ontology annotation, biological process: regulation of transcription by RNA polymerase II. The record is from RefSeq and is a predicted model, not a curated record.